Zophobas morio is the source of this 673-nucleotide messenger RNA. Its product is annotated as partner of Y14 and mago-like. Gene Ontology annotation, cellular component: cytoplasm; exon-exon junction complex. The coding region runs from base 70 to 651 and encodes 193 amino acids. Gene Ontology annotation, biological process: exon-exon junction complex disassembly. The record is from RefSeq and is a predicted model, not a curated record. Lineage: Eukaryota; Metazoa; Arthropoda; Insecta; Coleoptera; Tenebrionidae. The transcript has 6 exons. Gene Ontology annotation, molecular function: RNA binding.
UUAUCGUGUGUUUAUAAAAAUUUGUUUUUUUUCUGCUUUGCAUUUUACGCUUCAUUUUCGAUCGACUUAAUGGCUCACUACGGCAAGGUUCAGCUUCAUGAUGGUUCAACUAUUAUUCCAGCGACUCAGCGCCCUGAUGGAAGCUGGAGAAAAGAAAGAAGGGUAAAACCUGGUUAUGUACCUCCCGAAGAACAAGAAAAGUUUAGAAGCAUAGCGCAAAUAAGCCAAGAAAAUAGAAAGAGAGCCUCUAACAAUCCAGUUCCUGGUGUUAUUUUGUUUACGUCAAUCCAUGAAAAAAGUACCACCCUGAGAAAUAAGCAGAAGGCCGAGGCCAAAAAGAAGCGCGCUGCUGCCAAAAGACUCGAACAGGAUGGUACUAAUAAAGAAACUCUUACGAAAGCUAUGGAGGGUUUAACGCUGAUUGCUACUGACAACUCUUCUCUCGCUAUUGAAAGUUUGUCCGAUCCGGAAUCGUUAAAGAGGAAAAUUAAAAAUUUAAAACAGAAACUAAAACAAUCUGAAGAGCUCAAAGCCAAAGUGAAUAAUAUGGAGAUAGAGCCCAACCUCGACCAAGUUAAAAAGAUCGAACGAAUCGAGGAAGUUAGGGAGCUACUAAAAGCACUGGAAGAGAAACUAAGGGGCAUGUCGUAGUCUUCUAUCGUUAUAAUAAAAC